Molecule: messenger RNA, 3543 nt
Organism: Myodes glareolus (Bank vole)
Lineage: Eukaryota; Metazoa; Chordata; Mammalia; Rodentia; Cricetidae
Source: RefSeq, a predicted model, not a curated record
CCCAGCCAGCCGCAGUCCCACUAGCGUCCUCCCGCAGGCGGCGCCAGAGUGUAGACCCGCCUCGUGACUCCAGGCCAGAGUCCUGCGGGGCGUGGCGAGAGGCGGGCCCUGGCGUCUCUGGGUGUCGGAGCGCGGCGACGGUCUCGCCGCCGCGGGACACACGAACGGACAGACGCACGGACCCGCCAAGGGAACCACCAGGGCCAUGACGGAGCGCGCCGGCCGCCGCUGCUGCCUGGGCUGGGACUUCAGCACGCAGCAGGUUAAAGUCGUUGCUGUUGAUGCAGAGUUGAAUGUCUUCUACGAGGACAGUGUGAAUUUUGACAGAGACCUCCCUGAAUUUGGAACUCAGGGCGGUGUCCAUGUACACAAGGACAGGCUGACGGUCACCUCUCCAGUCCUGAUGUGGGUCCAGGCUCUGGACCUGAUCCUGGAGAAGAUGAAGGCUUCGGGCUUUGACUUCUCUCAAGUUGUAGCCUUAUCUGGAGCAGGCCAGCAACAUGGAAGCGUUUACUGGAAGACUGGAGCCAGCCUGGCACUGUCGAGCCUGUCACCAGCACUCCCGUUACACCAGCAGCUGCAGGCCUACUUCUCCAUCAGUGACUGCCCAAUAUGGAUGGACUCCAGUACCACAGCCCAGUGCCGCCAGCUGGAGGCUGCUGUGGGCGGAGCCCGGGCUCUCAGCUGCCUCACAGGGUCUCGGGCCUAUGAGCGCUUUACAGGCAACCAGAUAGCAAAGCUCUUCCAGCAAAACCCAGAGGCCUACUCACACUCCGAGAGGAUUUCCUUGGUCAGUAGUUUUGCUGCUUCGCUGUUCCUGGGUGGGUAUGCGCCCAUCGACUACAGUGAUGGUUCUGGAAUGAAUUUGUUGCAGAUCCAGGAAAAAGUCUGGUCCCAAGCUUGCCUUGGUGCCUGUGCCCCCCGUCUAGAGGAGAAGCUCGGCUCACCAGUCCCCUCGUGCUCAGUUGUGGGAGCCAUUUCUUCCUACUAUGUCCAGCGCUAUGGAUUCCCUCCUGCGUGCAAAGUGGUGGCCUUCACUGGGGACAACCCAGCAUCGCUGGCGGGCAUGAGGCUGGAAGAAGGUGACAUUGCGGUCAGCCUGGGCACCAGCGACACCCUAUUUCUCUGGCUCCAAGAACCCAUGCCUGCCCUGGAAGGCCACAUCUUCUGCAACCCCGUCGAUGUGCAGCACUACAUGGCUCUUCUGUGCUUUAAGAAUGGCUCCCUUAUGAGAGAGAAGAUCAGAGAUGAGUCUGCUUCCGGUUCUUGGAGCAAGUUCUCUAAAGCCCUGCAGUCCACAGAGAUGGGGAACAAGGGCAACUUGGGUUUCUAUUUCGAUGUAAUGGAGAUCACCCCUGGAAUUAUGGGACGUCAUAGGUUUAACGCAGAAAACACUGAGGUCUCAGCAUUCCCUGGGGAUGUGGAGAUUCGGGCACUGAUCGAAGGACAGUUCAUGGCCAAAAGAAUCCACGCAGAAGGGCUAGGCUACCGAGUCAUGCCCAAAACAAAGAUUCUGGCCACAGGGGGAGCAUCUCACAAUAAAGACAUCUUACAGGUGCUCGCAGAUGUUUUUGGGGCCCCCGUGUAUGUCAUAGACACCACCAGUUCAGCCUGUGUGGGCUCUGCGUACCGAGCUUUUCAUGGCCUUGCAGGAGGGACAGGUGUGGCCUUUUCAGAGGUUGUGAAGUCAGCACCGCAUCCCAGCCUGGCUGCCACCCCCAGCCCCAGAGCUUCCCAGGUCUAUGAGGCCCUUCUUCCUCGGUACGCUCAACUUGAACAGAGAGUCUUGUCUCAGGCCCGGGGACCUCUGGAAUGACUGUGUGCCCUGGCAGCCUGCUGCCUCCCACCUGCCCAGACUUCCCACUUGUCCUCUUGCUUGUGCUGACUCAGUGGCACGCUCUUGUCCUGUCCUGGGCCAUCCCGAAGCUGGCCAGAACUCCCUGGAGAUAUGUGGCUGCCCAUGUCCCCGGGUGGGACUGCGCCUCUCCUUUCUGUCCUUUACUCCAGGAGGCAGGAAAACAGUGUAGGGUGUGGCCAUCAAAGAUGCUCACCCCCCCCCCCCAAGUCAGAAAGAAAGCUCUCUUUCAGGACCAAACUCAGCAGAGUAGGGAACAGCCUUCUUCCUGGAUGACUACAUCUCCUUGGUCCUCGCCUUUAGCCACCUCAGCCCACACUGGGACCACCCCUUCCAUCCUUCCCUGCAAACCAGACUCUACAGCCCCCACAUCACCCUCUCAGCUGUUUCAACCCUCCUGUUUCCUUAGGUGCCUUCCCAGGGUCCUCCCCUGUCUGCCCAUCUCCUCCCUUCCUUUAUCCUUCCCUCCCCUUACCUAUCUGGGUAUAACUUCCUACUCAAGAUGAUCUUCAUGAGCCUGGUGAAUAUCCUGUGCCCUCCCCAGCUCUGUCUGUACCUGACUAGGGCUGACCGGGUCACCCGGCUGGGCCAUCGCCCAGGCUAAACACUUUAGGGUUCGCCCUGUUUCAUUGUAGUUCACAUGAUGGCAAUAUUGUGUGUUUCUCUUGGAGAAAUUCUGGAUUUUUUUUUCUUGAGGCAAGGUCUCCUACAACCUGGCUGCCCUGAAACUUUCUUUGCAGCUAAAGGUGACCUUAAACUUGUGAUCUUCCUGCCACCAUCUGCCAAGUGCUGGGAUUAAAGGCAUGUGCCACCACACCUGGUUUAUGUAGUGCGGGGGAUCCCACGGCCCCUGCGUGCUGGGCAAACACUCUGCUAGCUGAGCCACACCCCAGCCUGAAUUUCCUUUUUAUUUGCUCUCAUGUCCACAUAUCCUGUUAUAUUUGAACAGAUAACUGCAUCCUCCCUCCUUCCUCUUCAUUCCUUUUUAGACUUCCCUGCUCCUUGCUCAGAUAAGCCCCUUGUGACCUCACUCCUGUGACAACCCCGGGGUUUUCCUCUGCCACAAGGCUGCACAGAACUCCCCAGACCACAGUGGCGAGAUGCUGCAGACAGGUGUGAGAUCGCGUGGUUAGAGAGCAGUGACUGCUGGGAAGUCUGAAGGACAGAGCACAAACUUGAAGAGCAUCUUCCAUCUGGAAGGGAAGGCUCGGUGUGUGAUGGGCAAAGAAGCUGCAGGCAGCCAUCACUGCCACAGCAACCUAAGCUGGAGGAGACGCUGCUGAGCCUCUUGUUAAGAGUUAUAAACCCUGAGCAACAGCAUCUGGGACCAUAAAACAGUAAACUAAGAUGGCAUUCCGACAUAGAUCGUCCUUACAAUAAAUCAGACAAUCGUGGAAGAAAGAAAAAAAGACUCCGUGGGUGACAAAUUAAAAACAAAUCCAAAUGCAAACGCAGCAAGUUUAUGGGGGAAGAGAGUGACCAGACAGAAGAACAAUGUCAUGAAAGAUUUAGAUACGAGGGUACAAUGUAUGGAAGAGGAGGCAGAUGUGGCAGGAAAUCAGCGAGGCACCAGAAAAGAAAGGAAAAGAAAAAGACAACAUGGGUAACAUUAGUGCUCUCAGCAACAAAAGACAAGAUCCCUGUUGCUAAUUGAAACUACCCAAAAUAAAAACACAAUUUUGAAAACA